Salvia hispanica is the source of this 1465-nucleotide messenger RNA. Its product is annotated as UDP-Glycosyltransferase superfamily protein. Lineage: Eukaryota; Viridiplantae; Streptophyta; Magnoliopsida; Lamiales; Lamiaceae. The record is from RefSeq and is a predicted model, not a curated record. Gene Ontology annotation, molecular function: UDP-glucosyltransferase activity.
CUGGCAUUCCUCAAUUUUCUGCAAUGGAAGAACAAGGAAAGAUUCUCCACAUAGUGAUGUUUCCAUGGCUAGCCAUAGGGCAUCUAAGACCAUUCUUCGAGCUAUCAAAAUACUUAGCUCGAAGAGGCCACAAAAUCUCAUUCAUUUCAAGCCCAAGAAACCUUCAAAAAACAGUCAAAGUGCCUCACCAUCUCAUCAACCUCAUCCCCUUCCCUCUCCCUCCGGUCGACCACCUUCCGCCCGAGGCUGAGUCCUCCAUGGAUGUGCCUCAUGUCAAGCAGCAGCUUCUCAAGGUAGCCCUCGAUCUGCUCGAGCCCAAGCUGCGUUCUUUCCUCGAGAAUGCAAGGCCUAAACCCGACUGGAUCGUCUACGACUAUGCUUCCCACUGGCUGCCUCAGCUCGCGGAGGAGCUCGCCAUCAAGAGGGCCUACUUUAGCCUCUUCACGGCUGCCUUCAUGGCGUUUCUCGGGCCUCCAUCCGUCGCUUUGAGCGAGGAACACAGCCGGUCCACCGCCGAGGACUAUACCGUCGUGCCCGAGUGGAUCCCUUCCUCCUCCAACAUGGCUUUCCACCUCCAUGAAAUGACUAGGAACAUGGAAAAAGAUGCCGAUGGGAACGAGUACGACUCGGGCACAAAUGACACAACCCGGUUCGCCUUAGCCAUAGAUGGUAGCGACAUAGUCAUCUUCAGAUCAUGCGUGGAGUUCGAGCCUGAGUGGUUCGAAAUCGUCCACCGCCUCUACAAGAAGCCGGUUUUUCCAGUGGGAGUCCUACCAUCCGGAGACGAAGACAAUGAUGGAGACGAGGAGUGGAUGAGGAUCAAAGAGUUCCUUGACCUGCAAAAGGAAGGCUCAUUGGUGUAUGUUGCACUUGGGACUGAAGCUGUACUAACACAGAGGGAAACUCAAGACUUAGCCCUUGGAUUGGAGCAAUGUAGAUUCCCUUUCUUUUGGGUGUUGAACAGAAGCUAUGAGAAGCUUCCAGAAGGAUUCUGUGACAGAGUUAGAGACAGGGGAGUUGUGUACUCAAAAUGGGCACCACAGGUGAAGAUUCUUGGGCAUGCAGCAGUUGGGGGAUUCUUGACGCACUGUGGAUGGAACUCGGCCACAGAGGCUCUCGGUUUCGGAAAGGUGCUGAUCCUGUUCCCUGUCAUGAAUGAUCAGGGGCUGAAUGCUAGGCUCCUGCAGGAGAAAAAGGUGGGCAUAGAGAUACCAAGAAACAAGGCUGAUGGAUUGUUCACAAGUGAGUCGGUGGCGGAGACGGUGAGGCUGGCAUUAGUGGGGGAAGAGGGAAGAUCAGUUAGAGAGAAUGCAAUGAAGAUGAAAGAGUUGUUUGGAAGUGAGAGAGGAAGCAACUCUUAUGUUGACACUUUAGUUCAUCACAUGGUACAGACAAAUGGGAUUUGAGAGAAAUGUUGUUAUCACUGAUUAGGAAAUAUUUCAAUUCCAAGAUCAAUUUGACAUAA